CGUCACAACAUUAUCCGGGACUGCUCACAAAUCGUCCCAUCGGAACCAAAGUAGUACAGCCGCGGAGAUGUCGCCUUUGUGGCUAUCGGCGUUGCUAACAAUUGGAGCAUUGCACGUGACACAAGUUUCCGGUCAUAUGUGUAGUAAAGACAAUGACAAGGAUUGUCCUGAUAAGUCUACAUAUUGUGUUGUAUGUCCGGAUGACUGUGAGUGUAAAGGAGGCAUGGGUAAAACAGCGGAACUAGGCUGUUAUAACUGUAAGCCGAGCUGUGAACUUGUGCCGGGAUUCGCUUGGCCAUUUAUUAUGAUUGGUUUGCUUGGGCUGCUAUUUGGUUCUAUUGUCGUCUUCUGCUGCGUUCUUGUUCGAACGGUCACCGCAUGCUUCUGAGACGUCGAUUGUUUAUUGUGACUUUUUGCCACCAGAUUGACACUCUGAGUGUUAGAAAUCAAGCCUUAGAUGUUAUGAAUAUUGCUGCACAUUAAAGAUUGUAGGUUACAAUACAAUUAGAUUGGAUUUGUA
Corticium candelabrum is the source of this 520-nucleotide messenger RNA. RefSeq lists its product as uncharacterized. The coding region runs from base 68 to 388 and encodes 106 amino acids. The transcript is spliced from 4 exons. Lineage: Eukaryota; Metazoa; Porifera; Homoscleromorpha; Homosclerophorida; Plakinidae. The record is from RefSeq and is a predicted model, not a curated record.